Molecule: messenger RNA, 10195 nt
Organism: Meriones unguiculatus (Mongolian gerbil)
Lineage: Eukaryota; Metazoa; Chordata; Mammalia; Rodentia; Muridae
Gene: Rasal2
Product: RAS protein activator like 2
Exons: 16
Coding region: 919-4431 (1170 amino acids)
Biological process (GO): regulation of GTPase activity
Source: RefSeq, a predicted model, not a curated record
UCAGAGGGUGGGUUUGAUUUUGUCACACACACACACACACACACACACAGCCACGCAUGCACCCUUUCUUCCAAAGAAAGACAGCUAUUGACUAGAAGCCCAGAAUUGCCCCCAAGUUCCGACCACCAGCUCGAAUUCUUAUGAAGUGGACUUGUAAUAUCCUUAAUGUUGCUGUUGGCAGUCUGUUACAGAUUCCAUUAUUGUCGAUCAAUGCAGUCGCCAUGCGAGGUGGGGGGAGGAAUGGAGGAGGAGAAGAAAAGGAGAGAUGAGAGCUUCCUAUUCACGGAUUUAUCAACCUGCCUUUGCUACAGGAAAUCCUCCUGGAGGGGGCUGGGAUGCUGCUGAAACAGCUAAGGCAGGAAAGGGAUAGGGAGGGAGCUGCAGUUCUGACUGAAAGGAAAUUUGAAAACCCUCUCUGCUCAGAACAAAACAAAAUGCUGAGUUUGUUCUCGGAUCUUUGUUUUUGUUUGAUGUGCUUUACCUAGCUGAUUAGCUGUUGUGCUGUCCGGUUCUCAAGGCUGUUUCCGUGUAGGACCCCCUCGCCUUUUAUUUAUUUCUAGUUUUUGAGUGUCUUUAUUCUGUAUUUCUCCAUGCUUUCUCUUGUCAUUAAAAACAGAUCAUUAUUCAAUUUUAUUCUGGCUUUCUCUUUCAGUGUAAAGCUUAACAAAAAAGAGACAGAGAACAAAUCUCUUUCUUCUAUCCUACCACCCUCUUUUAACCCUCUCUAUUCCCUCAUUUUUCUACCCCCACUGUUGUGUUAGAUUGAUGUCACAGAGAAUUCUUUCAGAGUGGAGAGAGGAUCACAUUUUCUUUUUUAUCAUUGCAGCCUAGCCCCACGAUUUUAGUAUUAGACCUUCCCAAGAAUCUAGUCUUUGUAUCUCUUUCUUGCCGCUUCAUCAUUCAGUAAUUGUACUCUGUAUGGAAAAGUUUUCUGGCUGGAGAAUGAGUCUCCUUUCCCCUGGUGAUGUGGCGGAGUGGUUGGAUAGUAGCACCGAAGAGGAGAAGAGUCUUCUGUCAUUUCUGGAGGUGCCAGCAGAAAGGUCCCCCCGCAGACGGAGUAUAUCAGGGACCAGCACAUCAGAGAAACCCAACUCCAUGGACACUGCGAACACCUCCCCUUUCAAAGUCCCGGGGUUCUUCAGCAAGCGCCUGAAAGGUUCCAUCAAGAGGACCAAAAGUCAGUCGAAGCUUGACAGAAACACAAGCUUUCGACUUCCAUCCCUUCGAAAUGCAGAUGACAGGUCUCGUGGUCUGCCUAAACUGAAAGAGUCUCGUUCACACGAGUCCCUGCUGAGCCCGUGCAGUGCAGUGGAAUGUCUAGACCUUGGUAGAGGGGAGCCAGUGGCAGUGAAACCACUCCAUAGUAGCAUCCUUGGACAAGACUUCUGCUUUGAGGUCACCUACUUAAGUGGAAGUAAAUGCUUUAGCUGUAACUCUGCCUCAGAGAGAGAUAAGUGGAUGGAAAACCUUCGAAGAACAGUUCAGCCAAAUAAGGACAAUUGUAGACGAGCUGAAAAUGUUCUCCGUUUAUGGAUCAUUGAAGCCAAGGACCUUGCCCCUAAAAAAAAAUAUUUCUGCGAACUGUGCCUUGAUGAUACCCUCUUUGCUCGUACAACCAGCAAGACCAAAGCAGACAAUAUUUUCUGGGGUGAACAUUUUGAAUUCUAUAGCCUUCCACCUCUUCAUAGUAUCACAGUUCACAUUUAUAAGGAUGUGGAAAAAAAGAAAAAAAAGGACAAGAAUAAUUAUGUAGGGCUAGUCAACAUCCCCACUGCCAGUGUGACUGGUCGCCAGUUUGUAGAAAAGUGGUACCCCGUGAGUACACCCACACCCAACAAGGGAAAGACAGGAGGACCUUCUAUCCGGAUUAAGUCACGUUUCCAAACUAUCACCAUUCUGCCUAUGGAACAAUACAAAGAAUUUGCAGAAUUCAUCACCAGCAACUACACCAUGCUGUGUUCUGUCCUUGAGCCAGUAAUUAGUGUGAGGAAUAAAGAGGAAUUGGCUUGUGCCUUAGUACACAUUCUUCAAAGUACUGGCAGAGCCAAGGAUUUUUUGACUGACUUGGUGAUGUCAGAGGUGGAUCGUUGUGGAGAGCAUGAUGUCUUGAUCUUCAGAGAAAACACCAUUGCCACUAAAUCCAUUGAGGAAUACCUCAAGUUGGUGGGACAGCAGUACCUUCAUGAUGCGCUGGGGGAAUUCAUCAAAGCAUUGUAUGAAUCAGAUGAGAACUGUGAAGUGGACCCCAGCAAGUGUUCCUCUAGUGAGCUAAUGGAUCAUCAGAGCAACCUGAAAAUGUGCUGUGAGUUGGCUUUCUGCAAGAUCAUCAAUUCUUACUGUGUCUUCCCUCGUGAGUUGAAAGAAGUGUUUGCAUCAUGGAAGCAGCAGUGCCUGAACCGAGGCAAGCAAGACAUCAGUGAGCGGCUCAUUAGUGCCUCAUUGUUUCUCCGUUUUCUUUGCCCAGCCAUUAUGUCUCCCAGUCUUUUCAACCUGAUGCAGGAGUAUCCUGAUGACCGUACAUCUCGGACGCUAACUCUUAUUGCCAAGGUCAUUCAGAACCUGGCCAACUUUGCCAAGUUUGGUAACAAAGAGGAAUACAUGGCAUUCAUGAAUGAUUUUUUAGAACAUGAAUGGGGUGGAAUGAAGCGGUUCCUUUUGGAGAUCUCUAAUCCAGACACCAUCUCAAACACCCCGGGCUUUGAUGGUUACAUUGAUCUGGGCAGAGAGCUGUCAGUUUUGCAUUCCUUACUAUGGGAAGUAGUUUCCCAACUUGAUAAGGGUGAAAAUUCCUUCCUACAGGCAACUGUGGCAAAAUUGGGGCCUCUCCCUCGUGUUCUUGCUGAUAUUACCAAGUCUCUGACUAACCCUACGCCAAUACAGCAGCAACUGAGACGCUUCGCUGAACACAGCUCCAGUCCAAAUGUCAGUGGAAGCCUCUCCUCUGGGCUGCAGAAAAUUUUUGAAGACCCCACUGACAGUGAUUUGCACAAACUAAAAUCUCCAAGCCAGGAUAACACAGACAGCUAUUUCAGAGGGAAAACAUUAUUGUUGGUUCAGCAAGCCUCCUCCCAGAGCAUGACUUACUCUGAAAAGGAUGAAAAGGAAAGCAGCCUUCCUAACGGCCGGAGCAUCUCCCUCAUGGACCUUCAGGACACUCACGCUUCUCAAGUGGAGCAUGCAUCUGUCAUGCUUGAUGUGCCUAUGCGCCUCACAGGGAGCCAGCUUUCUAUAACCCAGGUGGCUAGCAUCAAACAACUUCGGGAAACCCAGAGCACUCCCCAGAGUGCACCUCAAGUGAGAAGACCCCUGCAUCCAGCCUUGACCCAGCCAGGAAAUCUCCAGCCCUUGUCAUUCCAGAACCCUGUCUAUCACCUCAAUAACCCAGUUCCAGCAAUGCCAAAGGCCUCUGUAGAUUCCAGUUUGGAGAACCUAAGCACUGCCAGUUCUAGAAGCCAAAGCAAUAGUGAAGACUUCAAACUCAGUGGACCCAGCAAUAGCAGCAUGGAAGAUUUCACCAAAAGAAGCUCGCACAGUGAAGACUUUUCCAGGCGGCACACUGUACCAGACAGACACAUACCUCUGGCUCUGCCACGACAAAAUAGUACUGGGCAGUCCCAAAUCCGAAAAAUGGACCAGGCUGGGUUAGGUGCCCGAGCCAAAGCACCCCCAUCCCUGCCACACAGUGCUUCCUUACGGAGCACAGGGAGCAUGUCGGUGGCAUCUGCGGCCCUGAUGGCUGAACCUGUGCAGAAUGGGAGCAGAUCCAGGCAGCAGUCCUCCUCCUCCAGAGAAAGCCCUGUUCCCAAAGUGAGAGCCAUCCAGAGACAGCAAACACAACAGGUUCAGUCACCUGUGGACUCUGCCACAAUGUCCCCAGUAGAAAGGACAGCAGCCUGGGUUCUGAACAAUGGACAGUAUGAAGAGGAUGUGGAAGAAUCUGAACAGAAUCAAGAUGAAGCCAAGCAUGCUGAGAAGUAUGAACAAGAAAUUAGCAAACUGAAGGAGCGCCUGCGAGUGUCCAGCCGGAGGCUGGAGGAGUACGAGCGCCGGCUGCUGGUGCAGGAGCAGCAGAUGCAGAAGCUGCUGCUGGAGUACAAGGCCCGGCUGGAGGACAGUGAGGAGCGGCUGCGCAGACAGCAGGAGGAGAAGGACAGCCAGAUGAAAAGCAUCAUCAGCAGGCUAAUGGCUGUGGAAGAGGAAUUAAAGAAGGAUCAUGCUGAGAUGCAAGCAGUUAUUGAUGCAAAGCAGAAAAUAAUUGAUGCACAGGAAAAGCGGAUCGUGUCUCUGGAUUCAGCCAACACUAGACUGAUGAGUGCGCUGACGCAGGUGAAGGAACGGUACAGCACGCAGGUCCGCAAUGGCAUCUCUCCCACCAACCCCACCAAGCUUUCCAUCACAGAGAAUGGUGAAUUCAAGAACAGCAGCUGCUGAGGGCCUUGGUGAAUGCAGGCUGUGCGAGGAAACAGAAGGAAGUUGCCCAGCUCUCCUAUCCUCAUCCGUUUACCCCUCCAGGUUUACAGAAUGUUGCUUCAAAUGGCAAUGUGGUGAGAAACUCUUAAAUGAAGAAAGGAACCUUGUCUUUCAGGGCAUAAAGCAAAGACUUCCAAGGUCAAUGCUUUCCCCAGUGUCUCUAUGUACAUAGGGAACUUAGUUCUGGGCCAUGUACAGAAAUAUCACUGUAAUAUACCAAAAGGAAGUCAAUAAUGUAGAUUACCUUUUUAAUUAUUACUAUUUUAUUAUUGUUUUUCUCUUGUUGAAAGCACUGCAGUUGUUAGUGGAGAAAAAGUAGGAGCAAAGUGUGAGUGAGAAAUGAGCCUGUUGGUUCAGUAGGUAGAGACUCUACGUAUUGAAUAGGAGUACAUGGAGUGCAAUAGGACCUUGUCAGAAUUGUUUUUUUUUUUUUCGGGGAUUCAUCUGCCAGUUUAAAAGCCCCACCCUAGAUCCAUACUGAUGCCACUAAUCAACCAAGAUGGUUCUGUCAGACAGUAAUGUGAUUCGGAGACUUGCUGUUUCAGAGGACACAGAUAAAAGUGGUAGAUUAUACCAAAACUAGACUAGAAAUGAUUUCUUUUAACUCUUAUCAGCAUGUUUAUUUACUCCAUCUGCAGCAGUGGGAAUUUUCUCUUUUAGAUAUCAGACUUUUUGAUUUUUACUCCUACUCUUUUUUUCUCUUUAGAAUUGACAGAACUAUAAAUAUUUGUGUCUCUGUCUACCAUCUCCACUUUCACAUGUCCACUGCCCUUUUCUCCCCAUCCUGGGAGUGGUCAGUACCAUCAGGGCUUCCUCUCCGCUGGAGAGCUCAUUCAAGUAUGCCACUCAUAAGCCAUCUGAAUAAACACCCUUUCUUCCUCACAGAAAAGGGCUAACUACAACAAAGCAGGAAUCUCUCACUAUUUCCCACUAAAAUUUUUCUUCCUAUUUGUCAGUUGUAUUUUUCCUUGGGAGAAAGAUUUUAUCCACUAUACUAGCAAAUCUGUGGGCAGGGUGGUUGCUUCUCUUUCUAUUUAUCCUCUCCAUAAAAUUUGGGAAGCUGUCUAAAACUGAAUAAUCUCCCUUUAAAAAUCAUGAUUAGUCUUGAUAGAGAGAACCAGAGUGUGAGGAUGGCGCAUUCCAGUUGUUAUUCCACGUUCAUGGUAGACUCUGCAGGAGUGACCCGGCUGAUCAUUACUGGCUUUAAGAAAGUUCAUGUUUUUCUCCAGAGUGUGACAUAUCAUCUGCAAUGCAGGCUUGAUUGCCAGAGGUAUGGAAAGUUAGCUGCAGGUUAAACAAACAUUAUAUAUAUAUAUAAAUAUAUACAUAUAUUCACACAUAUGUACAUAUAAUGUGCACAUCAAAAAUGUUCUUACCUUCUAUGCUGUCAGAUAUACAGAGAUAAAUGUUAAAAAGGGUCUUAAAUCUCUUUAAGCAAAAUUUACACCGUUUUACGUUGAAAAAAAUUUUCUCAAAUAAGUUAAUGUUUUGUUUUGUCUUUUAAGUUAUAAACUUUAAAAAAAUGUUAAGUUAAGGAUGCAGGGGGAGACAUAACGGAGCCAUAUGCAUGGUGUAUGUGUUUCUGCAUAACGGAAUAAUUAUAAGGAAACAAGAGAACAUAUAUAGUGCCCUGUUUGUUUAAAGCCCAGGCAUAGGCACCAAGCCCUCCUUCCCACCAAGUCCCAGGCAUGCACUCCAAGUCUCACUUGCUCCGCAGUUGACUUUUGGUUCAGACCUUGCUUUUCAGCCACCUCACCUACACCCUCGACCUACAACCAAUGAAAGGGUUUCUUCAUAAUAGCCCCUGAGAACAGGAGCAUCCCACUGUGCUUAGAACUGCAAGCUUCAUACCCAUUUGAGUGUUCUGACCCCUAGCAGCUAUUCUACAGUCUUAUCUCUUCCCUCCAAGUCAAGGUCACAAUUACUUACUAAGAGAGAAGGUUAUUGAUUUCUGCAGCAAUACCCUGUAUUGAGUGAGGGGGGAAUGUAAACAUAGAUCUUUAAAUGUCUAUAGCUUAGCAAUGUUUCCAUCAUUCUUCAAAAACCUUCAAUAGCACCACAGAAAACCUAGUCUAAUUAUUAGUCUCAGUGGCCUGCAGUAUGUAAUGUGGGUAAUGUCUUGCUUUAAGGUUGAGAAGGUCUUCAAGUGCUGGUUGCAGAUUACAGAGAGCUGGUCAAAUAAGUGUAUUGAUGAAUAAAGUAUAAUUUAACAUUGUGGGACCUUCUUAGAGAGCCUGUCUGCGUUGCAAGAUUGAAUAUCCAAAACAUUUGGACAUAUUAUGAAUCGUGUGUGUUAUCAUAAUUGAAAAGAUAAAAGUAAUAUUAUAACAAUAGUAAGAGAAUUAAGAGAUUGAAAGUUCAGCAUUGUUGCCAGAUAUUAAAUCUUAGAUUAUCCUUUGAGCCUACUCAUCUUUUUAGCCUAUCAGAAAUAUUAUUCUGAGCUGGGGUGUAGCCCAGUUGACAGAAUGCUAGCCUAGCAUACAAGAGGCCCUGGGUUCAAAUCCCCGGCACAGCAUAAACUAGGACGGUGGCACAGAGGCCUGCAAUCCCAGCACUCCAGGGAUGGGAGUAGGAAGAUCAGGAGCUCCAGGUCAUCCUCUGCCUCAGACGUUUCCUGGCCCGAGCUACUUGAGACCCUGUCUCAAAAUGGUAACAAAAUAUUUUUUGAAUAUUUUUAGAGAAUGUUGCAAUCCUAUGACAUUUAUUUUUAAUUUUUUUUUUUUUUUUUUUUUUUUUUUUUUUUUUUUAGUAUAGAAGAGAACAACAACAGGUAUUUUCAAUGGUGUUUCUUUACCUCAAAUAGAUUUCUUUACCCUGAACAAAAGUCGUUUUGUUUUGCUGCGAGGAAAUGUGUGAUUUUUAAAAAGCUGAUGGGUUAAAAUAGCUGCCUCUUGUGGUCCCUGUUUUUGUCAGCACAUUCUAGGGUGAGACUAGCCCAGGGUUGGGGAAAUUUGGUGUUCAGGUGAAGUGCUUGCAAAGCUUUUGUCCAGGUGAGGGGGACCUGACCAUUACCAAGGGUAACUUCAUAGGACCAGGAAAGGGGCUUCCUAUUUCCCUCCAGCAUUACUGGAGCAAUAAAACCAGAACAGCAAAAGGUCACAUUCCCAUGAGAAUCACAUCUCUUCAGCAUCUGUUCCCUAUGUGCUGUUUGGCCUGGGCACUCCUGCUUAGCGUGGAAAGUGAGGUGGUUGUGCUGCUCUAGUUUUUCUUGCUUUUUCACCUAGUAUCAGUGUUCUCACUGGUCUGCUUCCAUCCUCUGGUGUUGAACAGCAAAGAAAAUGUGAGCAUUUCUAAGACUGAGUAAACAGUAAGUGUACACACUGGGGCUGAGCAUGAUUUCAGAAGCGGUUUGUCCUUUCCUACUGCACCUGUGGCUUUUGUCUGGGUUGGCAGCUCUCCAGAGCCCUAGUGUGUGUCCUCAGGUACAGCCCUGAGGCAGCAGGGGAGUUUGUUUUUGUUGUUGUUGUUGUUGUUGUUGUUGUUGUUGUAAUUUUAAGUCCCAGAGGACACCUGCCAUCGAGUGGGUGUGUGUUAGCGUUUGCUCGGAUUCCACCCAGAUUCCUCCAGGUACAGUUCCCGAGAAGGCCUAUUAAGGGACUGAGCUGGGGGAAGCAGCCCUCCUCAGGAUUAUGCUGUCUCCUCAUUCAGGAGACUGACUAAGCCCCGGGCUGGACCAUCAGCUAGCCAUGGCACUGCAAACUCAGUAACUCCAGAGCCCAGGCCUCAGCUUUACUUCAUUUUUAGCCACUUUGGGGGCCACCUUCUGCUACAGAUUGAGCAGAUUCAAGGGACAUUCUGCUCUGUAUUCCUUGGCUUUUUCAAGUCAGUUAAAAAGUUAACCUUUCCACCCCACACCUGGGAUACCUUUCUGCAUUAUUAUUAUUAUUGUUGUUGUUAUUAUUAUUAUUGUUGUUAUUAUUAUUACUGUUUUGCAGGACUUACACUUUUUUGGUUUACUUUGGUUUUUCGAGAUGGGGUUUCUCUGUAGCCCCGGCUGUCCUGAACUUACUUUGUAGACCAGGCUAGCCUCAAACUCACAGAGAUCCACCUGUCUGCCUCCCUGAGAGCUGGGAUUACAGGCAUGUGCCACCUUACCCGUUCCAUGUUUGUUUCUUAAAAGCAAAUAAUGUUGAAUUUUUAAGUUCUUUUUGUUGUUGUUUUUGUUUUUUGAGACAGGGUUUCUCUGAGUAGCCUUGGCUGUCCAGAUUCACUUUGUAGACCAGGCUGGCCUCAGAUUCACAGAGAGCCACCUGGAAGUUUCAAGUUCUUAAGUACAAGCUCAUUUUAUAUUUUAAUAGUUGUUAUUGUUCUAGGGCAUUCUCUUGUCACUGACCCCUCUAGAAAAGCUCUUGAACUUUGAAAAGACCAGGGUGAUAAAAAUUUGCAUAAGAAAGAAUAAAUUUCUUUCGAAAGAUCCUGAGGAAGCUACAUGAUCCAGUGAUCUUGGUUGCUCAGAAGUUCAAACAAACCAGUAGAGUUGCAUCCCCUGGCUCCUCUUAAGAUAUAUAUAUAUAUAUAUAUAUAUAUAUAUAUAUAUAUAUAUAUAUAUAUGGAAAGGAGCUCCUAAGACAACACCGUGGGUGCUUACAGAAACACAGCUCUUAAGGCAGCCCUCUAAAAAAACAAUGUUCAUCCAAUUUAUACACGAAUUCCUCACCAAAUUCGUGAGGUGUUUUGUUUUGUUAGCUUUAGAUUUUAUAACAUUCUAUUCUCUUUGAAAUGUACUAUAUGUGUUAUAUGUAUAUAUAAGUUAAAGUGACUUGAACUCGGUUUGGCACAGGCUUGAGAACUGGCAUCGUCAGUAGUGCAGAGCAUAUAGAGCUGCUGGUGAUGGUCACCAUCUAAGAACAUAUUACAGAACAUAGUUAACUUGGCAGUUAACGCUCAGAUGCUUGAGCAGCAGCCCAGCUGGCUGUGGUGAAUGCAGCAAACCACCCAAGGAGAGGACAGGGGACCUUUGACCCCGUGUUUCAGCACAGAUUUUACUUUUCUACUCUGUUAUCUUUUAUCAGAUGCCCUCAUUGUUCCCUAAAAAGUCUUGGAAAUGAAAACCAGACUGAACUGUUGGUGCAGUGACAUUUCCACAGCUGUGUUUUAGGGGUCGCCAUCCUCCGUGUGUGGUGCAAGUAUUUAAAUAUAAAUAACAUGGAUAUGUCAUUUCCAAACCCUCAAGGGAAAAUUGCCAUUUUCCAGUUUACUAAAAGGUUAAAUGCUAGUUAACUCAAUGACCACUAUCCUGCAGAGAAGCUAAAACAAGUAGCAAACGUUGGGUGUGACUGGUGCUUGGAUAUUUCUUAGCUGUAUUAGAUCAACUCGAACAAACAGCAGCAUACUUACCUGGGUCACAACUGGGAGGAAUUUAUCUUCCAAAUUUGAUUUUAUUUUUCAUCUCCAGGGCCUUAAUAAGAGUGUGUUAAUACACAUGACUAUUUUACAGAUAGUUCAAAAUAAUUUAUUUUUUAUUUCAAGAAAGAGAAAUUCACCUUAGAAGAACAAAACCCAAGAUUUGAUUUUAUUUUUAAAGCCAUAUUUUUGUGCUUUGUAGCACUUAGAUUGUUCCAUAUGUGAUCCAUAUCUGCAUUUCAUUACCUGGGUUCUAAAAAAGAUUUAUUUUUGUUCUGUGAAUAAUUUUUGACAGUUCUUGUACAUGUACAGAUAUAGAUACGUUUGAGGUCUUUUAUUGAUAUUCCUACAAAAAUUCAAAUAAACUUUAACUUUAAACAUU